Messenger RNA from Cyclocybe aegerita, 1443 nucleotides. NCBI's taxonomy places the organism in Eukaryota, Fungi, Basidiomycota, Agaricomycetes, Agaricales, Hemipholiotaceae. The record is from the annotation of a GenBank genome assembly.
AUGAUCUCCAGAUGGCCGUGGUUCUCGAGGGAGAUCACGACUGUAGACAAUUUAGCCACAUUGAUACCUCCUGAAAGUGAACUGAAGAACUACGUAGAGUGUCUCAUGGGGUAUGAGAACAAGCUGUUUCGGUGGUGCAGUGCUGCAGAGUCGACUUUCUGCCUUCAAGGCAUACUCAGAAUCAAGGUGGCCAGCCCAGGUUCCGCCGAGAUAUUGGUUGUGGAGCAGUGUAGGUCCUCGAACACGCAUGAUAACAUGAAAAUAUUGUCACUGUUCCUGGGCUAUCGUUUGUUUGAGCGACACCUCACUCCCAAAGGCAACGCACCAAGUGCAGGCAUUGUACCACACUCCAUGCACCCUAAUAAGAUGCUGAAAGGAUAUGACAAGCUUUCGAAUUGGGUUGACCGUUUAUUCGAGCUGCAUGUGGCGUUCGACAGUCUGGACGAGACACCCAAGUUGGAAGCAAAGGCAGGCCCUUCGAUGUUGGUCGUGUUCAUCUGCCGAACCAAGAGAAAUAUCAACACCUCAAAAAUCAUCAUGAAUUUUCUUGUCAUGGCCCUUCACUUGGUGUUCCUCAAAGGCCAUAAGUUCCAGCCCAAAGAAUUGCCAGACAUUCUGGACAACCCAGAGAGCCUUCCUGAUGAUUGUGUCUUCAAGCAGGAGCUCCUUGCUAUUCAGGAAGGCAGCGGCCCUACCAAAGGCUAUGCGUUGCGCUCACUGCUGCACCUGGCCUUGCUUAUCUCUCACCUCUUCCUCCUCAACAAGACACAGUUGGCGAAUCAGGUGUUCGCCUGCAAUACGGUCCUGGAGUAUUCGGCUGCCCAAGGGAACAUGAAGACUCCUAUGCUCCUCGCGGUCAAAGGGGCGAUCAAGGAAACUGUGGAUAGGAUAAGCCAAUGCCAGACAAAUCCCAUCAAGGAGAUUAAAGAUCUCUUCAAGAGUCGAUUGCCGUGGGGGGCGCUCGAGACAUGUGACAAAAAGACAAAGUCGUUUUUCCAGUUGGAGACCGGGUUCCAACUGCCUAGGAUUGAACAGGGCACGAUCCAGGAAGUCUCUCAGCCGCUCGCCAGUUCAAGGACUCUGCAGAUCGCACCAGCACUCCCGCUUUUGUCAAUCUCACAGGCGGUAGCGGCGGCGGCGAUCCAAGAAGGGUUGGAGCCUGCGGCGCUGUUGCACACUUCCCAGAAUGUUGCAUCUACCUUGUCGAAUUCUCCAGCUCCAUCUGGCUCGAGUAUGGCACCCCCAACAUCCCCACUUAUAACAUCUCAGGCACUGGACAAGGACAGGACAACGACUGAUCUGAGCAGCCCCCCUGUGGCUACGCAUGGCUCAACACAAGCUCUUUCGCACCCAGUCAUGGUUGAACAAUGGGACAGGAGAAUCCUGGUGGCAGACCAAGAUGGGGGUGACAUUGAUUGCUCGUUCAACGCAAUCACGAUGUGA